Molecule: messenger RNA, 3579 nt
Organism: Thermochaetoides thermophila DSM 1495
Lineage: Eukaryota; Fungi; Ascomycota; Sordariomycetes; Sordariales; Chaetomiaceae
Exons: 3
Coding region: 1-3579 (1192 amino acids)
Molecular function (GO): RNA binding
Source: RefSeq, a predicted model, not a curated record
AUGUCGACUUCCAGGCCGGCCGACCAUUUGACCAUCGGCUAUCCCCCGCAUUCGACCGCUGCUCAGCGUUCCACCUCGCCCACUACCACGUCACCGAAUGACCCCCCUCCCUCUGUCGGGAGCACGUUGCGGUCUCCCUUCGGUCUGUCUCCUGGUCUGACUGCUGCCUCCAAGAUGUCGGGCGUGCCGCGUUCUGGUGCAGGCUCACCCUCACACGAGAUGGCCGCGGGCCGCCUGUUCUCGAAGCGCGCUCGCGAGAUUCAGGCACAGGAAGGCGUCUCGGUACUGCCGGCAAAUCCUUGGGGCGGGCCUCCGACCAGCGGGAACUCGACCCCACUCCGCGAGAGCAUCCCCGAGUCUCCCACCGAUGCCUUCCCCGAUUUCACCAACCUACCUACUCCAGACAGCCUUCCGCAGACUCGUCGUGCUCGGGCCGGCACCGUGCCAUCUAGGUUCCCGCCUGGAGGCGCUGGCAAUGCCUUGCUGGGUAUUCCCUCUCUGGCUGCCAAUGCCUCGCGGCCGAGCCCCACCACCAGCGCAAGUAACAAUCCUUCUACCACGUCGACGCUGCUCUCUAGGCUGCGCGCCGGCUCUAUGCCCCAGCGCAGCCCGUUUGCCGGGACCCAUGUUCCUGGUACAAGCUCGCCCUUCGGCCCUUCGAUCUUCAGCAGCUGGAAUCCGCCUGGCGGCCGGGAGAGGGGCAAUACAUUGGCAAGCAUUGCCAGCAUUGGAUCCAAUGGCCCCAGCUCUCCAGCCCAGUCCCACUUCUCCCGCGAAGGCAAUGUCGAGAAUGAUGUCCACAUCAAGACUCUCGAUUAUCUUGGCCUAGCUGAAACUCCGCAGCCUGCUCGGGCCCAGCUCGCCACACCAUACAUUCCCAACUAUGCAAAUGAGUUCACCAAGGCCGCAAACCGGUUCCGGUCCUAUUCAGUCAACAAUAAGGACAGGUACGAUGAUGAGGACGACUACGAUGCCGAGGCCGAGGCCCUCUCCAUCAUGGAGAGAGAGUAUGCGCAGCUUCAAGACCAGCUUGCUGCUACCAAUGCUGCCAUCCACAAUCACAAUCUCGCCGUCCAGGCCUUUGCGAGCCAAGCAGCCAUCAGCCGUCCCCGUGCCAGGACGGCUGGCGUCCUAGAUAUUCCCGCCUCCCGCCUGCUGCGCAAUUACUUGCCCACGCCGUCGCGACUGGAUAGCUCCAUCACAGCCGCCGAUAUUGGUUUGGUGGAGGAAAAGUCCUAUGAGGAUCUCUCCCAGUCUGUCGCUGCCAUGUCCUUGGGGAGGUCCAACAGCAGGGGCAAUGGUAUGUUGGGUUCCGAGGAACAGCAGCAAGGUUUGGAGGGUCCGACGAGUGCUCUGUGGCUUGGCAGCAUCCCAACUUCUACCACAACGUCGACGCUUACCGAGAUGUUCAAGUCGUAUGGCCCAAUUGUGUCGGCUAGAGUCCUGACUCACAAGAACUGUGGCUUUGUCAACUUUGAACGCGUCGAAAGCGCCAUUGCUGCUAAGGCUAGCAUGAAUGGCAAGGAGAUCUUCCCUGGUGCAGGGCCCAUUCGCAUCAACUACGCCAAGCCGCCGUCGAACACUGGCACUCCUGGCCACGACGGUGCAGUUCCAUCGCCGAGUCCCGAUCCGUUUGCGAAGGGCGACAAUGGUCAGGCUGCUGGAGCUUCUGGGGACUCUGGGUCGGGUUCUGCUGCCAAUACUACUCCCACAGUUCCUCCGCUCCACGAGAUGACUAGCGACAUCCUGAAGAUCGUCAAGCAGUUCGGUGCAACUGAGGAAGAUAGCAUGCGUAUCUCGGUCAAUCUCAAGCAGGCUAUCGAAUACAAUGCUUUCACUGACGAGAUCCCGCCCAUCAAAGAGCCCACCCACACCCGGGUCUAUGACGCCCCUAAGCUGCGUGACAUCCGCAAGAGGAUCGACAACCAGUCUCUGUCUCAGCCCGAGAUCGAAAACAUCGCUAUCGACAUGCUUCCCGAGAUCGCUGAGCUCUCUUCUGACUAUCUUGGCAACACUGUUGUUCAAAAGUUGUUUGAACACUGCUCCGACAGUGUCCGCGAUUCUAUGCUCGCCGAAAUUGCCCCGCACAUGGCAGAGAUUGGCGUCCACAAGAACGGUACUUGGGCAGCUCAGAAGAUCAUUGAUGUUUGCAAGACCCCGCACCAGAUGAGCGUUAUCGUCCAGCAUUUGCGGCCCUACACUGUCCCGCUCUUCUUGGAUCAGUAUGGCAACUAUGUCUUGCAGGGUUGCCUCAAGUUCGGCCAACCCUACAACGACUUCAUCUUUGAGACCAUGCUGAGCAAAAUGUGGGAAAUUGCUCAGGGGAGGUAUGGUGCUCGCGCCAUGCGCGCCUGUCUCGAGAGCCACCACGCCAGCAAGGAUCAGCAGAGAAUGUUGGCUGCCGCGAUUGCUCUACACAGCGUGCAGCUCGCCACCAAUGCCAAUGGUGCCUUGCUCCUGACCUGGUUCCUUGAUACAUGCACUUUCCCUCAGCGGCGCACUGUGCUGUCGCCUCAACUCGUCCCACAUCUGGUUCAUCUCUGCACCCACAAGGUUGCUUAUCUCACUGUGCUUAAGGUGAUCAACCAGAAGGCCGAGCCGGAGGCCAGGGACACCAUCCUCAAGGCGUUGUUCUUCACGCCCAACGAUCAGGUGCUGGAGGCAAUCCUCAGCGAUCAUGCUUGUGGCGCGACCCUGAUCUUCAAGGUGUUGACUACCCCUUUCUUCGAUGAGACGAUCCGGAACCAAGUUGUUGAGACCGUCAAGUCUGUCUUGAUCCGCAUCAAAGCUCAGCCUGGUCAAGGAUACAAGCGGCUGAUGGAUGAGGUUGGUCUCUCUACUAGGAACAGCGGUGGUGGAGGGUCUCGCGAUCAUGGUAAUAACGAUCGUGGACGUCCCACCUCCCGGUCUACUGCCAAUCAUCACCAUCAUCAACAGCAGCAACAUCAGCAGCAGCAAACGCAGCAACAGCAGCAACAGCCGCAUGCCCAGCAGCAGCAAGUAGCCCAGUAUAGCACCACCAAUGCUCAGUAUUACAACCAGCUGAAUGCGGCUGCGGCUGCUGCGAAUUACGACAUGGGAUUUCCCAUGCCGAGGACCGAUGGCAUCGACCAGUUCCCUGCUUUCAACCAGGGUCCUUUAUUCAACCCCGCCAACUCCCCUCUGGCUCCAGCUGCCUUGCAACCGAUGCAGUACCAGCAGAAUCUCCUUUCUCGCGGUGCCCCGCCUAUGAACAAUUUUUUUACCCCGAUGCAGACCGGUUUUGGCGGCUUUCCGGGCCCCAAUGCUUCGCUUGACCAGUUCCGAAAUCAACCUCUUGCGAACAACAGCCCGAUCCCCCCUGCUGGUCCUCAGAUCCCGACUUUGUCUACUACAGCUGCCCAGGCUCCCUUCGGCGCGGCUCCUGGAUUCAAUAUGAAUUUGGGCGGGCUGUCAGGUUAUAGUGGUUAUGGCAUGCAGACCCCUCCCCCUCCUGGUUACCUCCCACAACAACAACAACAGCAACAGGAGCAGAUCAAUUCUUCGAGGCGUGGACGUGUAGGUCGCAGCCCACAACCUGAUAACAGGCAACGUCGUUGA